AUGACCACGAGCAGUGAUCCAUACUCUAACUGUGCUUGGUUAGAACAACGUCGGAAUGGACUUGACGGAGAACUUUGGCGGAAAGCUCAAUUAAUAAAUCUGUUAUCCAAAUGCUAUACAAAGAAACUCAGAGGAUUUCGCGUCAGUUAUAUAGAUCCAGAUGACAAGUUAAAAAGUCAUUCGGAUAGACAAACACUUACAGGAACAUCGACAUGGGGACAAGAUUCAAGUUCUUCUGUUCGUAAGCUACUUGAUAUAAUUGUCACUGAAUGGAAUCCGGAUUUACUUGACCAAGUGAACAUUCCUGCGAGAGAAUUACAUAAUAAAAAAAUACAAAAUCCAUUUAAACCGUUGAAUCAAAUAGGUACUUCGUUAAAUCAUUCAAGUAGUAAUUUAAAAAUUCAAGCGGAAUUUUCGAAAUUCUGUUCCAGUCUCACAACGUUACAUUAUUCCGAAACGUGGGCUUCAAUGUUGCAUGAUUUCCAAGAUAAUGUAGUGUCCCUUCAAGAUCGUCCAAUAGUGAUCAGUGUGAAAGAUAUGGAGAAAAUGUCUACAGCAAGUGGAACGAAACAAACUGCUAUUAUCGUGGGAACAAUUGAUUCAACAAUCGGUAAGACUUUUUGCAACAGUUCCUCCAUAUUGUUUGAUAUCUACUGCUUAGAUGAUUCGUUCAAACACUCGACCAAAGCACCUAGUCUAUUUGAUGUUCUUCGUAUGAAUCUCGAUGGAAAGAACUAUUUUGGUGUUAUUGUCUGUGUGCGACAGAUACGAAUCAAGAAACAUAGAAGAAAUCCGUAUCCAAUGACAGCUAGUAGUACAGUAGAUAAAGUAGUGAGGGCCAGAUUGCGUCUUGUUCUUGGUAUGUAUUGUUCUGAAGAAUGUGCCAACGUUGUUGUAAAGCAACGAGAAACAAUGAUAUUAGAAAUUCCAUUACGUAGAAUUAGUAACAUAACAUCACCAGCUCGCAUGAUUCAAGCAAUUGAUGAAUUCGACAAUUGUCCCCAUAGAUGCUCUCUAAUAUUUCCAAAGGUUAACGAUACAUACUUCGGACUUUCUAGUACCUUUUCUAUGCCAACAGAAAAGAGGCCCGACUACAACUUGCAACAAACCAAAAUUAUUGAUAUUGCUGAGCAUAUGUAUGCUGAUGAUGUAGAACGAUUGCAUUUAGUUCUUGGUCCGCCAGGUAAGACACAAACUUUUACUAUUCAUUAG
Messenger RNA from Rotaria sp. Silwood2, 1212 nucleotides. NCBI's taxonomy places the organism in Eukaryota, Metazoa, Rotifera, Eurotatoria, Philodinida, Philodinidae. The record is from the annotation of a GenBank genome assembly.